This is a messenger RNA of Pollicipes pollicipes, 1198 nucleotides long. RefSeq lists its product as uncharacterized. The record is from RefSeq and is a predicted model, not a curated record. The transcript has 8 exons. NCBI's taxonomy places the organism in Eukaryota, Metazoa, Arthropoda, Thecostraca, Pollicipedomorpha, Pollicipedidae. The coding region runs from base 128 to 1198 and encodes 356 amino acids.
GCUGCGGGGAAGUGGGGCGCGUGUGUCCGGUUCCCCGGGCAACGCAGCGGUCAACGGACCGCACCCCGGGCCGUUGACAGCGACGCUGGUCCACUGUCGUGCCGCCAGCACGACCGACCGUGCCGGCAUGGCCAUCGUUUCAGAGGGCGGCGCCAUGCCGACUAAGCUGGGAGACCAGGCCACGACGCCCACCACCAAGCGGAAGAACGCCUCACUCGGCUUCUUCUCCAACAUCUUCAAGCGGAAGCGGGAGGAGCCGGACCCGGCACAGGUGGUGCACUCUGCCGGUGAAGAGCCGCCGUCGCCGCGCGAGGCUGGCGCGGUCAGCGAUGACGCCGCACCUGGCCCGGAACCGAUCGUCAACAUCGAGCAGGACCUGCAGCGGCUGCAGAUGUCGCGCCAGGACAACCCGUUCCUGCAGCGACUGCACAGCAGCCGAGAGGAGCUGCCAGACGAGGAUCAGACCGACGACAGCCAGCUGGUGGUCCAGGACCCGGCGUGUAACAAGGAGCUGGCGCUGGCCGAGAUCCACUCGCACCUGGUUCGCAGUCCGCCGCCCAUCGCCUGGCCCCGUUCGAUCAAGUUCGACUUCGGCGACAUACACGAGUCGGCGCGGAUUGUGGAGGUCGUACCAAGAUCGAACCUGCGUCCGCUCGCGUCAAAAGAGAGGGACGAGGUGAUGGACCAGUGCUUGCAGGAUAUACUGCAGACACAACGGUCGCUUCCGCUUCAAAAAGCAUCGACAGUUGACGAGACGUUCACGGGCCGGCUAAGCCCGUGCAGAAGUCCUCCCAAAGCGCCUCCCUCAGUCCGCUGCCUCAGCCCCAGACGAGGCCGGACGCCGCCCGACCGCGUCCUGAUGACCCAGCCGGCGGCGCCGGAGUCCGCCGCUCCCGACGCCCGGCUGGGCACGCCCCUGGCACCGCUCCGGCCGCCGCGACGCUCCGUUCAUGGUCAGUGGCCGGCCAGGGACGUGUUCCUCGACGUCGACGGGCAUUUUUCCCGCCACCUCCACUUCAUCCAGAAGGGUUUCGACAUGGCAUCGACGGUUGAUCGCGAGGCGGCCAUUGGUGAUGGAGAGCAGCAGCAGGUGCGGCCAGAAGUGAUCGGCGCCCGGCUGCUGGCGGAGCUGCCGCGACGGUUGAUCGCGAGGCGGCCGUUGGUGAUGGAGAGCAGCAGCAGGCGCGGCCAGAAGUGA